GCCCCUGCACCUCUGCGCUCUUCCUCCACAUCCCGCCACCCGCCGCGCCCCGCGCUCCCGCGCUCCCGCGCGCCCGGGCCAUGGGGGCAGCGCGCGGGGCGUCCCUGCUCGGCGGCCUCCUGGCGCUGCUGGCGCUGUGCCCCGGGGGGCGCCCGCAGAGCGUGCUGACCGACGACGAGAUCGAGGAGUUCCUCGAGGGCUUCCUGUCCGAGCGGGGACCCGAGCGGCCGGAGGAGGACGGCGACGUGGAGGCCCCGCCGCUCCCCGAACCCGCGCAGCCAAGCCUCAGAGCGCCCGCGGCCGGCAAGCCACGUGCCGGGGAGGGGCUUCCGGAGAAGUCCAAAGACAAAGGAAAGCAGGGGAAGAAGGAUAAAGGUGCCAAGACCACCAAGCAGACUCCCGAGGACAUCCCCAGUCUGCCUAAGACCAAGGAGAAGCCGCCAAAGACUGCCAAGAAGCCGAAAGAGAAGCCGCCAAAGGCCACCAAGAAGCCGAAAGAGAAGCCGCCGAAGGCCACCAAGAAGCCGAAAGAGAAGCCGCCGAAGGCCACCAAGAAGCCGAAAGAGAAGCCACCAAGGGCCACCAAGAAGCCCGGGCCCGGGAGGAGACCCCCUGCCCUGAGCCCCUCAGAAGCCCCCCUCUGGCCUCUGCCCCCACCCUCUACUGCUGGUCCAGAGGAGACUGCACAGGCGGGAGGUGGGGCCCACCCGAGCCCCCCGCGUGGUCCAGGGAGAGAGGCCAGCAUGGAUGGCCAGCCUGAGCCAGACGAGGAGACGGAGCUGCCCACAAUGGACUACAAUGACCAGAUAGAGAGGGAGGAUUACGAGGACUUUGAGUACAUCCGGCGCCAGAAGCAGCCCCGACCACCCCCCAGCAGGAGGCGGCCCCGGCCUGAGCAUGCGGAGGACAGAGCCAAGCAGCCUGGGCUGGGGAUUGAGGCCCCUGAGGAGAGCACUGAGCCGCCUCCGAGGCCAGCACUGCCCUCACAGCUCCCUGACUAUGGUGACGGCUACGUGAUCCCUGACUAUGACCACAUGGACUAUUACUUCAGGCUGCCCCGGCCCCAGGAGCCCGGGCCUGCUGUGGAGACGGAUGAGGAGAAGGAGGAGCUGAAGAAACCCAAAAAGGAGGGCAGCAAGGAGGAGAAGGAUGGCAGGUGGACAGGGGGCAAGGGCAAGGAUCAUAAAGGGCCACGCAAAGGGGAGGAGUUGGAGGAGGAGUGGGCCCCCAGGAAGAAAGUCAAGUGUCCCCCUAUCGGGAUGGAGUCACACCGCAUUGAGGACAACCAGAUCCGGGCCUCGUCCAUGCUACGCCAUGGCCUGGGUGCCCAGCGCGGCCGGCUCAACAUGCAGGCGGGCGCCAACGAGGAUGAUUACUAUGACGGGGCGUGGUGCGCCGAGGACGACGCGCGGACCCAGUGGAUAGAGGUGGACACCAGGAGGACCACCCUCUUCACAGGGGUCAUCACGCAGGGCCGCGACUCCCGAGUGCAUGACGACUUCGUGACCUCCUUCUUCGUGGGCUUCAGCAACGACAGCCAGACGUGGGUGAUGUACACGAACGGCUAUGAGGAAAUGACCUUCCACGGGAACGUGGACAAGGACACGCCGGUGCUGAGUGAGCUUCCCGAGCCCGUGGUGGCUCGCUUCAUCCGCGUCUACCCACUCACGUGGAACGGCAGCCUCUGCCUGCGGCUGGAGGUGCUGGGGUGUCCAUUGACUCCCGUUCACAGCUACUACGCCCAGAACGAGGCCGUGAGCACAGACGACCUGGACUUCCGCCACCACAGCUACAAGGACAUGCGACAGCUGAUGAAGGCCGUGAACGAGGACUGCCCCACCAUCACCCGCACCUACAGCCUGGGCAAGAGCUCGCGGGGGCUCAAGAUCUACGCCAUGGAGAUCUCCGACCACCCCGGGGAACACGAGCUGGGCGAGCCCGAGUUCCGCUACACGGCGGGGAUCCACGGCAACGAGGUGCUGGGCCGCGAGCUGCUGCUGCUGCUGAUGCAGUACUUGUGCCGCGAGUACCGCGCCGACAACCCCCGUGUGCGCAGCCUGGUGCACGACACGCGCAUCCACCUGGUGCCCUCGCUCAACCCCGACGGCUACGAGGUGGCUGCGCAGACGGGCUCGGAGUUCGGGAACUGGGCGCUGGGGCUAUGGACCGAGGAAGGCUUCGACAUCUACGAGGACUUUCCGGAUCUCAACUCGGUGCUCUGGGGAGCCGAGGAGAGGAAGUGGGUCCCCUACCGGGUCCCCAACAAUAACCUGCCCAUCCCUGAACGCUACCUUGCCCCCGAUGCCACGGUGUCCACGGAGGUCCGGGCCAUCAUCUCCUGGAUGGAGAAGAUCCCCUUUGUGCUGGGGGCGAACCUGAACGGAGGUGAGCGGCUGGUGUCCUACCCCUACGACAUGGCCCGCACGCCCAGCCAGGAGCAGCUGCUGGCGGCUGCCAUGGCUGCUGCCCGGGGCGAGGAGGAGGAGGUGUCCGAGGCUCAGGAGACCCCGGACCAUGCCAUCUUCCGCUGGCUGGCCAUCGCCUUCGCGUCGGCCCACCUCACCAUGACAGAGCCCUACCGCGGGGGGUGCCAGGCCCAGGACUACACCAGCAGCCUGGGCAUCGUCAACGGGGCCAAGUGGAACCCGCGGUCUGGCACGAUCAACGACUUCAGCUACCUGCACACCAACUGCCUGGAGCUGUCCAUCUUCCUGGGCUGUGACAAGUUCCCGCACGAGUCCGAGCUGCCCCGGGAGUGGGAGAACAACAAGGAGGCGCUGCUCACCUUCAUGGAGCAGGUUCAUCGUGGCAUCAAGGGGGUGGUGACGGACGAGCAGGGUGUCCCCAUCGCCAAUGCCACCAUCUCUGUGAGUGGCAUCAACCACGGCGUGAAGACAGCGGGCGGCGGCGACUACUGGCGGCUCCUGAACCCCGGCGAGUACCGCGUGACGGCGCAGGCCGAGGGCUACACCCCCAGCGCCAAGACCUGCAACGUGGACUACGACAUCGGCGCCACCCAGUGCAACUUCGUCCUGGCCCGCUCCAACUGGAAGCGCAUCCGGGAGAUCCUGGCCAUGAACGGGAACCGGCCCAUCCUGCGUGUGGACCCCUCGCGCCCCAUGAGCCCCCAGCAGCGGCGCCUGCAGCAGCGGCGCCUGCAGUACCGGCUGCGCAUGCGCGAGCAGCAGCGGCUGCGCCGGCUCAACGCCACGGCCACGCCGUCCCCCGCGCCCCCCACGGCACCGCCCGCGGCCCCCACGGCGCCCCCCGUGCCCACGCCCGCGCAAGCACCCACCCUGAGCCCCUGGCCCCUGGCCCCGGGGGGCACAGCCGACUGGGAGGAGGAGACCGAGACCUACACGGAAGUGGUGACGGAGUUUGGGACUGAGCUGGGGCCGCCCGAGGAGCCGGAGGAGGAGGAGGAGGUCACGGGCGCAGAGUUCCCCUACACCACCGUGGAGACCUACACGGUGAACUUUGGCGACUUCUGAGCUCA
Messenger RNA from Sorex fumeus (smoky shrew), 3496 nucleotides. It is a transcript of the gene AEBP1, whose product is annotated as AE binding protein 1. The coding region runs from base 81 to 3491 and encodes 1136 amino acids. Gene Ontology annotation, molecular function: zinc ion binding; RNA polymerase II transcription regulatory region sequence-specific DNA binding; DNA-binding transcription repressor activity, RNA polymerase II-specific. Lineage: Eukaryota; Metazoa; Chordata; Mammalia; Eulipotyphla; Soricidae. The transcript has 21 exons. The record is from RefSeq and is a predicted model, not a curated record. Gene Ontology annotation, biological process: proteolysis; negative regulation of transcription by RNA polymerase II.